Habropoda laboriosa is the source of this 841-nucleotide messenger RNA. RefSeq lists its product as uncharacterized. The coding region runs from base 190 to 597 and encodes 135 amino acids. The transcript has a single exon. The record is from RefSeq and is a predicted model, not a curated record. NCBI's taxonomy places the organism in Eukaryota, Metazoa, Arthropoda, Insecta, Hymenoptera, Apidae.
AGUACCUAUCUUACUUAUUCAAUAAUUAGGUGAAAAAGUUAGAAAAACUGUGUAAAAAGAGUGUGUAAAAACUGACUCUUCGAUUGGUCAAUACUUCGUACUAGCCAGUUUCUCAAGAAAAGUAGAAAGUUUCGGCUGAUAUCGCGCCAACGUUGGAAAGAAGACAUCAUUGGAAACUACGCACGAGUCAUGGUGGCCACGAGCAGACCUCGAGAAAUCGACAUCGACAAACCAAGUCAUACCGAACAAUUGGCUAAUUGGAUUAGUAGAGUUCGGUGUAAAAAAUUAAUGUGUCGUCGAAAUCGCAAACGUGAUUUGCGCGUCGAAGCAGUGCUGACAUGUGCUUUGUUCAAAGCUGAACACGAACUGCGCAGCAAACAACUGUCCAGAAUUUCCAAGUGGCAGCAAUUUAAAAAGCAAUUUUUAAAGGAUACAGAUUACCCGUGUUACGAAUUCUACAAUGACGAAGAACUAAGGAAUUCGAAGUUACGUCAAGAAAAAAAUGACCCGUGGCAAGGCCCGUUGUGUCCUGAAUUGAGCAGCUUGGAUCAUUUCAUGUCUAAAUUGGGAGAAAUCAAAGUGCCGUUGCAGCGGUGAAGGAAUAGAAAGGAUAGCGACCAGGUCUGAAAAACCUAGGAGCGCGUUGUGAAUCCAGCUUGAAAAAGAGAGGACAACGGUUGGCAGUAUUUAGUCAACGAAGCAUUGACCUAAGCAGAGCGGCUAAACGGAAUCCCGAAUGAUAAUGCAGCAGUACCGGCCGUGUAUCGUAGUACACAGUAUAUCGGUGCUGCGGGACUAGAUGUCGCAUCACUAUCCUGGUGUAUAUUUGGAUAUUUUUUAC